AUGACUAGGACAACGACAACAACGACGACCAAGAGGACCACGACGACGCCUAAGCCGACGACGACCACCAAGAGGACGACGACGUGCCCACCGACCAGGGUGGCCGUGGUUGGCUGCGAGCGACCGGCACCGCCGCCUACAACGAAGCCGACCACUACGUCGACUACGACUCCGAAACCCUACCUGCACGGCCAUCCGUACGUGGUCAUCAAAGUGCACGAAAUAAAGGGAACCCGUCGCGUGCCGGUCGAUCGCAUCUCGCCGCAGGUAUACCUGCGGCAGCUACUUUCCAAUGGCAAGAACCCAGAGAGAAUGAAACUGACACGGAACAUGUCCUCGUGUCUGCCAGAAUGUCACUUUUGGAUGCGCGGCGGCUCGUCGGAAGCGGCGGGUGACGGUGCGAGUGGCGGCGCAUCGGGCUCCCAGCUCAAAGGCAAGAAGAAGAAGCUGUAG
Dermacentor andersoni is the source of this 453-nucleotide messenger RNA. NCBI's taxonomy places the organism in Eukaryota, Metazoa, Arthropoda, Arachnida, Ixodida, Ixodidae. The record is from RefSeq and is a predicted model, not a curated record.